This is a messenger RNA of Aethina tumida (small hive beetle), 3149 nucleotides long. Its product is annotated as RNA cytidine acetyltransferase. The transcript is spliced from 9 exons. Bases 40 to 3087 code for a protein of 1015 amino acids. Lineage: Eukaryota; Metazoa; Arthropoda; Insecta; Coleoptera; Nitidulidae. Gene Ontology annotation, cellular component: 90S preribosome; nucleolus. Gene Ontology annotation, molecular function: tRNA binding; 18S rRNA cytidine N-acetyltransferase activity; ATP binding. The record is from RefSeq and is a predicted model, not a curated record. Gene Ontology annotation, biological process: rRNA acetylation involved in maturation of SSU-rRNA.
UCCAGGCGUGUUUGAAAACGCGGCUCCAAAAACACAAACAUGGUCCGCAAGAAGAUCGACAACCGAAUUCGCGUUCUCAUUGAGAAUGGCGUUAAACUGGGACACCGUACGUUCUUCGUCAUCGUCGGCGACAAAGGCAGGGACCAAGUGGUUAUCUUGCACCACAUGCUCUCAAAAGCCGAAGUAAAAGCACGACCGUCUGUGUUAUGGUGCUACAAAAAAGAAUUAGGUUUCAGCAGUCACAGGAAAAAGAGAAUGAAGCAUUUACAACACAAGUUACAAGCUGGCAAACUCAGUAUUAAUGAGGAUGAUCCUUUUGAAUUGUUCCUUUCAUCCACUAAAAUACGUUAUUGUUAUUAUUCAGAAACUCAUAAAAUAUUGGGUAACACUUAUGGCAUGUGUGUUUUACAAGAUUUUGAAGCAAUCACUCCUAAUUUACUGGCAAGGACUAUUGAAACAGUUGAAGGAGGAGGGUUAGUUGUGCUUUUACUAAGAUCUGUCAACUCUUUAAAACAGUUAUACACAAUGAGCAUGGAUGUGCAUCAAAGAUUCAGAACUGAAGCACAUCAAGAUGUGGUUUGCAGAUUCAAUGAAAGGUUUCUGUUAAGUUUGGCAAAUUGUAAAAGGUGUUUGGUUGUGGAUGAUCAACUUCAAGUUUUGCCUAUUUCCUCUCACAACUUGCAUGUCAACCCUGUUGAAGCCAAUCAAGAACCUUCAGAAAAUGAUAAUGAAUUAACAGACCUUAAAUCACAGUUGAGGGACACACAACCUGUUGGCAAUUUAGUGAACUGUUGCAAAACUUUAGAUCAGGCAAAAGCGUUAUUGAAAUUUAUUGAAGCUAUAUCAGAGAAAACAUUAAGAUCCACUGUGUCAUUAACAGCUUCAAGAGGUAGAGGCAAAUCAGCAGCAAUGGGUCUAUCAGUGGCUGCAGCUGUUGCUUUUGGAUAUUCGAAUAUUUUUGUCACAAGUCCUAGUCCUGAGAACUUAAACACGUUUUUCGAAUUUGUUUUUAAAGGUUUUGAUGCUUUGGAGUAUCAGGAGCACAUUGAUUACAGUCUGGUGCAAAGUACCAAUCCUGAGUUCAACAAGGCCAUUGUCAGGGUGAAUAUAUUCAGGGAACACAGGCAAACGAUACAGUACAUUCAUCCAACAGACAGUCAUAGAUUGACACAAGCAGAGUUAUUGAUAAUUGAUGAAGCUGCAGCUAUUCCAUUACCGUACGUUAAAUCAAUGUUAGGUCCGUAUUUGGUGUUCUUGGCGUCUACUAUUAAUGGUUAUGAAGGUACUGGCAGAUCUUUGUCACUGAAGCUUUUGCAACAACUUCGUGUACAAGCUGCACCAGUUGGUGCUAACACUAAUGCAAGUAAAAAAGAUACAUCAGCUGCGACUGGACGAUCUCUACAUGAGGUGACACUUAAUGAGUCAAUUCGUUACAAACCUGAAGAUGAUGUGGAAUUGUGGUUGACCAAACUCCUUUGCCUGGAUUCUACCUCUGUCGCACCAAUUUUAUCCGGUUGCCCACCGCCUGAAAGCUGCGAUUUGUACUACAUCAACAGAGACACAUUAUUCUGUUACCAUAAAGCUUCAGAAGAGUUUUUACAGCGAUUAGUCGCUUUGUACGUCGCUUCUCAUUACAAGAACACUCCAAAUGAUCUUCAAAUGAUGUCGGAUGCGCCAGCUCACCACCUGUUCUGCCUCUUAGGACCUGUAGAUCCAAACAGGAAAAGCCUUCCAGAAGUUCUUGUUAUAAUUCAAGUGUGUUUGGAAGGUGAGAUUUCCAAGAACACGGUCAUCGAAGGCUUUUCCAGGGGUAAAAGGGCGUCGGGAGAUUUAAUUCCUUGGACCGUCGGACAACAGUACCAAGAUCCUGAUUUCCCAAAAUUGGCGGGAGCCAGAAUAGUCCGAAUUGCCACACAUCCGGACUACCAGGGCAUGGGGUAUGGGGCGAGAGCUCUUCACAUUCUCCAGCAAUACUACGAAUUUAAAAUACCGAGUAUCGACGAUGACGCCCCUCCACAAGACGAAAUAGAAAACGUGAAUGACGAAGAAGUCGAUUUACUGGAAGAAAGCAUUGAACCACGGAAGAAACUUCCACCACUGUUGUUAAAAUUAAGCGAAAGACGGCCCGAAAAACUCGAUUAUUUAGGUGUGUCGUUCGGAUUGACGGAGCCGUUGUUGAAGUUUUGGAAAAAGUCUGGCUAUGUUCCAGUUUAUCUGAGACAGACAACUAAUGAUUUGACAGGAGAACAUUCUUGCAUUAUGAUUAAUGUUUUGAAUUCAGAGGAUAGAAAUUUAGAGAGUGAUUGGUUAUCUGAAUAUUGGGUCGAUUUCCGCAGGAGAUUUAUUAAUUUGCUGGGUUAUCAAUUCCAAAAGUUUUCACCGGGACUUUCACUAGGUGUUUUGACUAACAAAGCAAGAAAAACAACCCCUAGAAAUUUAACAAGAUUGGAAUUGGAUGUUUAUGUCACAAAAUACGACAUUAAACGUUUGGAAAUGUACAGUAACAAUCUGGUGGAUUAUCAUUUAAUCAUAGAUUUAAUGCCAGCCCUGUCUAAAAUCUACUUCCAAAACGAAAUGGGUGAUGUUACCAUGUCAGCUGUCCAAUCUGCCAUUCUUUUGGGCAUUGGCCUCCAACAUAAAACUGUCGAUAGUCUUGCGACAGAGUUGGAUCUGCCUUCCUCACAAUUAUUAGGUCUGUUUAAUAGAUUGAUCAGAAGAAUUGUUCAAUAUUUGAACUCAAUACUGGAACAAGAAGUUGAAAAAUCGUUGGCGCCAAGAAAAGAUGUUAACAUGACGCCAGUGGCUAAGAGUAUGAAUGAUGAAUUAGAGGAGGCCGCAAAGGAAUUGCAAAAGAAACAGAAAAAGGAGUUGCAGAAACUAAAAAAUGAAAAUCUCGCUCAGUUUGCUAUUAAAGGAUCAGAAGAUGAAUGGGAUAAAUUAUUAUCCACCAAAUCUAAGAAGAAUAUCAUUUCUAUUAAGAGCGGUGAAAAACGCAUGUUUGAAAACAAUAUGUCCAUGAGCGAAAUAGACGAAGCUCCUAGUAAGAAAAAGAAGAUGAGAAAGAAACGACACAGUAAUGUAUCGUGAUGAUGCAAUCAUGGUUAUAUUUUGUACAAUAGUUUUACGAAUAAAUGACCGUUUUGUUUAAA